AUGCAGGUGCAGGAGAGGGAUCCUGCAGUCAUCAAUUCGGGCAUCAAGCAGUCAGUGAGGCACUUCCACAUGCUGGGUGUGAUCGCUCCCUUUGCAGCUGCCUCUAGCGGCGCCAACACCUUCCUGCUGCUCACCAAGGCCAUGGCCAAGUUCCUGAAGAUCUACUUGCUGCUUCUGUUCCUGCGCGUGCUGCUGUCUUGGUUCCCUGCCUUCAACUGGGAGAGGCAGCCCUGGCUCGCCCUGCGGCAGAUGACGGACCCUUACCUGAACCUGUACAGAGGCCUGGUUCCGCCGCUGCUUGGAACAAUUGACUUCACGCCUCUGCUGGGGUUCUUCAUUCUGCAGUACCUGUCCGGUGUGCUGGAGUCUGGGGCAUCUGAGGAUGAGUUGGAUGAGUGGUGGUGA
This is a messenger RNA of Coccomyxa subellipsoidea C-169, 405 nucleotides long. Its product is annotated as YGGT-domain-containing protein. Lineage: Eukaryota; Viridiplantae; Chlorophyta; Trebouxiophyceae; Coccomyxaceae. The coding region runs from base 1 to 405 and encodes 134 amino acids. The record is from RefSeq and is a predicted model, not a curated record. The transcript is spliced from 3 exons. Gene Ontology annotation, cellular component: membrane. Gene Ontology annotation, biological process: chloroplast fission.